Molecule: messenger RNA, 1399 nt
Organism: Nipponia nippon (crested ibis)
Lineage: Eukaryota; Metazoa; Chordata; Aves; Pelecaniformes; Threskiornithidae
Source: RefSeq, a predicted model, not a curated record
UGAAACUACAGUACUUAGUCUUAAACCUACAGCAAUGGGUAGAACUUACUUUGUUGAAGAAGCUAUUGGGCAGUAUCUUUCAGACCUCAGCACAAAAGUAAAGCCUUAUGUCACUGGCCUGUUAAUAGGGCAGUGUUCCCCGCAAAGAGACUACGUAAUUUGGGCUGUUCGAACACCUCCAAAGGAAGAGCAGAAGGAAGACAACAUCAGUCCUUCAAAACUAGCAUCCAUUGAUGAAGAAUGGAUAACUACACACGCCAGCCAGGUUUCUAGAAUGCUUCCUGGAGGCUUAUUAGUUCUUGGUGUAUUUAUUAUUGCAACUCCAGAACUGUCAAAAGAUAGUCAAAAUGCUUUGCGCAAGCUAAUCUUCUCAGUGGAAAAGUCCUUGACUAAAAGAAGGCUCUGGAAACCUGCUGAGGAGGAGAUCUCAGACAGAGCAGCUCUUCAAAUUUGUUCUGCUACAAAGAAAGUAGUUUGCCGAACCUAUGAUGUACAAGAUCCAAAGAGUUCAGCUAAACCAGCAGAUUGGAAAUAUCAGAGUGCUCUGUCUGCUUCCUGGUUAGCUUUGGACUGCACAGUAAAUGUUAAUAUUCACAUUCCUCUUCUUGCUACUUCACUGAACCAUGACUUGGAGAAGAAUACCAAGAAUGGAUUAAAUCGAUGGUCAAAACAGAUAGAAGACAGUGUUUUUCUGAUCAAUGGACAAGUUAAAGAUGAUGAUACAGAACUACUGGAAGGGCAGAAAAAGUUAAGAGGAAAUACUCAAUCCAGCACUCAGUUUUCUGAUGUCAAGGUUCUGACACAGCUGGUAAGUGGUUCAGGUCAUAGAUCAACAGCUACAGUCCAGGUCUGCAGUGCUUCCAUAAAUCUCAAAGGUGCUGUGAAAUGCAGAGCCUACAUACAUAACAACAAGCCGAAAGUUAAAGAAGCUGUUCAGGCUUUGAAAAGAGACAUAAUAAACACAUUGAGUGAUCGUUGUGAAAUACUAUUUGAAGAUCUCAUUAUAAAUGAAGGACCUCACAAAAAAAAUUUUGAGAGGGAAUAUCACGUCUUACCUCAAAGACUGUUUGUCCCUGUUGCUGGAUCCAGUGUCAUGCUCAGUGAUUAUAAGUUUGGUGAUGAGGCCGCUGGAGAAAUUCAAGAACGUUUUGUUGAGAUGUUGGAUCAAUGUGUGCAAGCUGAAGAUAUCUAUAUAGCAGAAGAAAUUAACACGAGUAAAUCCUGUGCAAGUUCAACUUAAGAUUUUGAAGACAUUACUGACAACAUGGAUGACACACAACGGAAACAAGUGACAAAAGCAACAUUGCUGUUGAAACUUCAACAAAAUAUGGGUGUGGUAAUAGCAGCUGCUGUUGCAGUCUUUGCAUCGAUCUUCUCUUUCAAUUACUUCAGUGAUUAA